Molecule: messenger RNA, 426 nt
Organism: Linum tenue
Lineage: Eukaryota; Viridiplantae; Streptophyta; Magnoliopsida; Malpighiales; Linaceae
Source: the annotation of a GenBank genome assembly
CUGGGCGUGGAGGUGGACCCGAAGGGCGGGCCGAGGAUUCAGGAGGCGGCGAUGAGGCUAUACAGGGAGAAGUCCGACUUCGAGAAGAUUCACCUGCUGCAGGCUUUGCAGGCGGUGGAGGCGGCGCUGAAGAAAUUCUUCUACGCGUACAAGCAGGUGCUGGUGGCGGUGAUGGGGAGCUUGGAGGCGAAGGGGAACGCGGCUGGGGCGGCGGUGGUGGUGGCGAGCUCCGAGUCGUGCGACUCGUUGACUCGGUUGUUCUUGGAGCCGACGUAUUUCCCCAGCUUGGACGCUGCCAAGACUCAUUUCGGCGGCGGCGGAGACCGGCUCACUGGAGAAUGGAAGCAGCAACGGCGGCAGGGGAGAGCGGCGACGGCGGUGGUUUUGGGGAAAGAAGGAGGUGGGAGGUGCCGAGGUGGGAGAUGA